This is a messenger RNA of Cryphonectria parasitica EP155, 870 nucleotides long. RefSeq lists its product as uncharacterized. The transcript has 2 exons. The record is from RefSeq and is a predicted model, not a curated record. Lineage: Eukaryota; Fungi; Ascomycota; Sordariomycetes; Diaporthales; Cryphonectriaceae. The coding region runs from base 1 to 870 and encodes 289 amino acids.
AUGGCCAUAAGCAACCAAAACGAGCGUGAAGAUGUGCAACUUCUGACAAAGAAAUUCGCCAACAUCACCCUCCCUGCGUUCACUCUCAAAAUGCUUGCGCAGAAGGAGGCUGAGAAGAUGGCCAAGAAUCCUGUCGCCACCCACGUGCAAACGCGGAAAGAGGUCGAGAUGAAGAAGGAACCCAAACAGAAACAACCCAAGCCAAAGCCUGCUCCCAAGCGCAAGGUCCAAGACCGUCGCCAGCUAUUACAGAAGACAGAAAGCGUCACCAUAGCUUGGGGCCCCACCGACAUGCCCAACAUUCUUCUCGACGACGUCAACCUCGCUGUCCUCGACCACUUCGCUCCGAUUCUGAAGGAGAGAUACUACCGAGAGGACCAUGCAGCUGCCACUGCCGACGGCGCCAGAUACAUCAUGCUCCCAGACAGCAUGACCCGCGUGAACGUCACAGGCGUCAAAUAUGUCGUCCACAACAUGGUCAAAGCCAUUGAGAAGGGCAACUACCGCGCCUGUUGGUGGACUGGCGACGAGAAGGACACGCGCCGUCUCGUCAUCCGCCCGCGCCGUAGUGCCGUCGAGAUGAUCCACGCGCUGUACACGCUGCGGGCUUUUGGCAUGGUCCGUGACGCUGAGUUUCUUGCGACCCCCGAGACGGGGCCGAUCGCGGCUGGACUCAAGGGCGUGGCUCGGCAGUGGAAGGGCCCUGCGGCUGGCCUACGGGGCUUCCUGGGGUACCUGAAGAGGAAGAUUCUGGAUGUGGAAGACCACUGUCUUGUAGAUGGUGCCUGGGAGGCGUACAAGGAGCUUGCGAAGGUGCAGAGGAAGGCUGGUAAGGGCACCAAGGUCCAGAGUCCUCCAGGUCUUGCUUAG